Molecule: messenger RNA, 1070 nt
Organism: Desarmillaria tabescens
Lineage: Eukaryota; Fungi; Basidiomycota; Agaricomycetes; Agaricales; Physalacriaceae
Product: autophagy-related protein 27
Exons: 5
Coding region: 24-887 (287 amino acids)
Source: RefSeq, a predicted model, not a curated record
ACUCUUCCUCUUACUUUUCGAAAAUGAUACUCCGGCGACAGUGGUUAUCCUCCCUUGCCUUUUUCUUCUUCUAUCACACCCACAUCGCCUCUGUGCUAGCGGACGAUGAGCUCGACUGCCAUAUUACCGUGAGCCCAUCUGUCAAAUUUGACUUGACGUCUCUCGGGGGCGAGCAUACCGUCUCUCGAAGGCGUGAUACGCCGCCGACAACGAUGGUGGACUCGGUUAGGCUGGAUUUGUGCAGUGAGUUGUCGUCGCAGGGUGGUGUGAAUGAACGAGACCAAUGUCCCAGCCAUACAAGAGUAUGUCUGACCAAGACAAAUGAGAAGGAGGAUGCGGAUGACCGGAUUAUUUCUGUGAUUCCCAUCGUGCAGACCUCGACGGCGAAUCCGUCGUACAAGGCGCUAUCAUCACCGAAAGGAUUGUCCGUGAUUAUGCAUGGACCAUCGUACACUAGCGGCUCUGUGACCCAGUCUUUCAAUCUAACAUUGCUCUGCGACCCAGACGCCUCCAACUCCGACCCUACAUUCACUUCUUACGACGAGGCAGAGCUUCGGUUAGAAUGGCGUUCUCCUGCUGGCUGUUCAUUCGGCGAAAAUAAUGGUGGUGGUGGUGGGAGCACUGGUCCCGGUGAUGGACCUGUAGAAGAAAGUGUUGGAAGCGGCUUAGGCUGGUUCUUCCUAGUAUUAUUGCUCGCUUUCUUGGCCUAUUUUGGCCUUGGUGCCUACUACAAUUACACCACCUACGGUGCGAGCGGGAAGGACCUGAUACCGCACCGCGAUUUCUGGCAGGAAGUCCCGUAUAUGCUGAGCGAUGUUGCUUCACAUUUAUGUUCUUCUGUACGCCCACGGCGGUCAUCUAGUCGUGGAGGUUACAUUGCCGUGUAAUGGACAUGGGGGUAUUGGAUUAUUACGUGCUCAUCAGAUAGUACAUGCUUUGCUGUCGUGUUUCUUAGAUUCGUAUAAUGCUGUGGUGACCAAGUACAUAAUACGUACUGAUUGGUGCCUUCGGUUCCGACAUAGUGAUGACCCUAGCGUAAAUACUGCCAAUUAGAGGAUACAAAUUUCCAU